AUGCAAUCAACAAUCAUCGCCUUGGUCGCUUUUGGUAUGCUUUUGGCUUUCGUGCAAUGUACAGACAACAAGAACGUUUCUGAAUAUCGCAUCAAACAAAGCUUCAUCAGUGCUGCUCGUACAUACGAUGUUGAAAGCAAAACCAAUGCUCCAAUCAAAUACACCGUUCGUGAUGAACUCUUAAGUGUUGGAAAGAAACUCUACUUAUUAGAAGAUGGCAAAGAACGUUAUUCAGUUCGUCAUGAUCUUACCAACAUUAUGUCAACAUGGAUCAUCACUGAUUCACACAGUGGCAAAGAAGUCGGUACCAUUGAAAACAAACUUAAAUUUGUUGGAUCAUUAAUGCAAGCCACUGGUUCAUUCGGUACCUACAAAAUCGAAGGUGAUUUCGGCAACUAUUCAUACAGCAUCAUGAAAGAUGCUGGAAUCGGACGUACGGGUACAUUUUGUGCAAUUGAUAUUGGAAUAAAAAGAUAUUUGGAAAAGAAAGUUAUCGACAUUCCCACAACAGUAUUGAAAAUGCGAACAGAACGAGCUGGAAGUGUUCAAACAGAAGAUCAAUAUUUAUUCGCUUACUUAGCGAUGAAAGACUAUAUUACACAGCAACAAGCCUUACAAGAAAGAAUCAAUGAAUCAAAUCGAUCGACUGAAGCACAACUCUUUGAUACAUCUGAUGAAUUGAAGUUAAGAGACACUGAAAUUGAUGAUGGCGUACCUAGAACUGUCCGUAUGAAAUCCAAUGGAAAGAAACCGACUGAUUUAGAACAAUUAAAUAGUCUUUCGAUGUUCAACUCAGGUUAUGUUACAAAUUUGCAAGAACCAACAUCCCAACGAGGAAAAACGUUGAGUGAUUCAUCAGUCUCCGCUAUUCAAUACAUUACACCAACGGCAACAACCUUUCAAACAGUUCCAAGUCGGCAACGCUCUUCGACUGAACAUUUUUCCUCGAUGCCAACUACGACUGGCAAUACAUACCAUAAAAAAGCUCGUAAAUAG
This is a messenger RNA of Adineta ricciae, 996 nucleotides long. The record is from the annotation of a GenBank genome assembly. Lineage: Eukaryota; Metazoa; Rotifera; Eurotatoria; Adinetida; Adinetidae.